Molecule: messenger RNA, 1770 nt
Organism: Pimephales promelas (fathead minnow)
Lineage: Eukaryota; Metazoa; Chordata; Actinopteri; Cypriniformes; Leuciscidae
Gene: rassf11
Product: Ras association domain family member 11
Biological process (GO): signal transduction
Source: RefSeq, a predicted model, not a curated record
GACAUCAAGAACUGAGCUGCAGACAAACACACAUACCAACAUCUACAGCCGAGUCUGAGUUAUCAGUCUUGAUCUGAGUGUUUACUAAAGGGAAGGGUUUGUACGUGUUCAGCUAAGUCAAGUAUGACAACAUGACUUUUCCAUGUAGGACAACAUUUACCAAAUUGCCUCUUAUUGAAGUACGAGGAUUUUAUACGAGUCAACUCAAGGAAUCUUCUGACCAUAAGGACAGAAUGGAGGUAAAGGUGUUUGUUGAAGGAGUCCAGCGCAUUGUUUGUGGAGUCACUGAGAAAACAACAUGUCAGGAGGUGGUCAUCGCUUUAGCACAGGCACUUGGUCGCACUGGUCGAUAUACUCUGAGAGAAAAAUUCAAAGAAUUUGAACGUAAUGUGUCUCCGGAUGAACUUCUCCUGGAAUCCUUGGAGAAAUAUGGGGAGCAAGUUAAGGAGGUGCAGCUGACUUUGAAGCAUAUCGGCCCAUCGCCUGGGGAAGAAACAAACCAACCCUGGCCCCUAUUGAGGCGAGCGGAGGGGACGGGGAGGGCACGGAGAGGCAGCGGGGCAAUCGCCCUACACCGCCAGAGCCUUCCUCCGCUAUCACACCUCGGCGUCCAAUCAGAGCCACCCCCUGAGGAACCCAAGAGACCCAAGCGGAAGUCACUGACACUAAUGGAGGAAGCAUGGGGUUGGCUGGAAAAUUUGGGCAGGGGCGGGAAGCAGCAAUCAGGACGAGAUAAGAAAAAAGACAAGGAAGGCAAUAAAGGAAAUGGGCACUCAGAUAACACAUCUCUAAAACCAAUCAAAAAUGUACCAGCCUCUGGGACACCGCUGUCGAGGGACAAAAAAGACAAAAUUAGAGCACCACAUCAGCCUUUGAUUAGUUGCCUUGGGAACCGUGGGAGAUGCACUGAUAAUGGUGCUGAAUAUGAGAGACGAGAGGAAGAGGUACUGAAAGAGGCAAAGGAGGAUCUGAUGACCAUCAAUCCAAUUGUUCCUCCGGUCAAAACAAGCCAUGUUGAAACCGAGAGUGAGGAGAUUUCACAUUUAAGGAGACUAGUUGUCCAACAACAGUCUUUUCUGCAAGAAAUAAAGCUCAAAAUUGAGUCAACGGACCAGCUGAUCCUUGAGCUUGAGCAGCAGCUGGCCACCAGGACAUUCUCAGAGUCCCUGUCGGAAGAAGAGGAACAGCUCAAGUUCUGGCUCAAUGAGUUCAAGGCGGAGGAAGUCUUUGAGAGAGACCUUCAGAGGCAGUUCUUUCAGACAAAAGAAGCUGCUUCCGAGUGCAAAGCUAAACUAGAAGAGUACAAACAGAAACUGCAAGCAAUGGACCUGAGAAACUCCCAGCAGAAAACAGGACAAGAAAACAACACUGAACAGAAUAGCCCAGUAGACACGCCAAAACAUGCCCAAACAAGCGUCGAACAAACACUGAUUUCAGCAGACAGAUCGCAAGGGGACGGUGAAACAAAAAGGGUGGUAACGACGCUGGAGUCCAAACUCCCAUAUGUGUUUGUUUCAGGAAAUCAGAUUUCACAUCCUCCUCAAAGCGGACCAGCAGACCUGAGGGAGUGGUGGACACGAUGGUCUCAAAACCAGAAUCCAACAUCAGUGACAAAACCAAAGAUAGUGCAUCGCUCUGAAAUCACCAUACAUCUGGGAAGCACCAGAGUUUAGUCACAUGAAACCCCUUCUCUGUUCAGGGAUAUCGGUCUUUUUUUAAUGCCACAAAAGUUUGCAAAGGCAUGAUUUAUGUCUAAGGUUCUGUAUAGUG